Solanum dulcamara is the source of this 1309-nucleotide messenger RNA. RefSeq names its product cyclin-dependent kinase inhibitor 4. The transcript has 3 exons. NCBI's taxonomy places the organism in Eukaryota, Viridiplantae, Streptophyta, Magnoliopsida, Solanales, Solanaceae. The coding region runs from base 232 to 858 and encodes 208 amino acids. Gene Ontology annotation, biological process: negative regulation of cyclin-dependent protein serine/threonine kinase activity. The record is from RefSeq and is a predicted model, not a curated record. Gene Ontology annotation, molecular function: cyclin-dependent protein serine/threonine kinase inhibitor activity. Gene Ontology annotation, cellular component: nucleus.
UAAAAAGGUCACUACUAUAUAUUCAUCUCUCCCCCAAUUUUUUCCCUCAUUUCUAACAAACAACUGCAUACCCCUUUCUCUAACCAACAACUGAUUACCCUUUCUCUCUCUCUUGAAUUUCCCUGUUUUGGUUUUUUUUUUCUUCUGCAAGAACCUCCAUGAAAGGAGCUUAACAGCAGAAGAAAGCAGAAAAAGAAGUGCAAGAUUUGAUUGUUUGUGAGUUUCUGACAAAUGGGUAAGUACAUAAGGAAGUCAAAAAAAGCAUCACCUCUUGGUGUUCUUACAAGGGCUAAAGCUUUAGCUCUUAACGGCGGUGAUGGUGGGUCAUACCUAGAGCUUCGGAGUAGAAGGCUAGUCAAACCCUUUACAGUUAUUGAGGGGAGAAGACAGAAAAAUGGUGUUUCGAAAAAUCCCAAUUUGCUAAACCCUAACCCUAAUGUUUGUGUCAAUUCUGAAGUGGGAAAGGAGUGUUUGGGUGCUAAGGAAAUGGAGGAAAUGGAAAAUCUGAAGGAGAUUGAGAAGAGUUGCUGUGGUCCUGCAGAUUCAUUUGGAGAAAACUUGCUGGAAUUUGAAGGUAGAAAGAGGACCACCAGGGAGAGCACACCUUGCAGUUUGAUAAGGGAUUCAGACAGCAUUCCGACCCCUGGUUCCAGUACGAGGCGUACUAAUCCAAAUGAGGCCAACAGCAGAGUACCAAACUCUGUGCAAGCGACUAUUCCAACAGAUCGUGAAAUGGAUGAGUUUUUUGCCCGUGCAGAAGCAGAGCAGCAGAGGAAGUUCAUCGAGAAGUACAACUUUGAUCCAGUGAAUGACAAGCCUCUUCCGGGACGUUACAAAUGGGUGAAAGUAGAUCAUUAGACAACGUUCCAUCGGCCUCGUCCUGCAUUACCUUGUUUCAUCUUUAGGCUUUAGAUAAAGAUAGGAAAAAUAGCAUGUAAGUUUUUGUUUUACAAUGGUGUUGUGGGUGGUGAAACUUAUAUUUCCCCUCACUCACUGACUUGUAAAGUGUUUAGAAUGUAGACUAAUAUGAUCUGUAACAUAACAGCGCUUGUGACAUUAAACAACAGAUACAAGGAGAGACAUCCUCUGACUAUUAACAGAUCAUGAAAAAGGGAAAGAACAAGGGUCCUUGUUGUGGUAGUCUUAGUAGUAGUCGUCCUAGUAGUAGUAGUGGUGGUACAAAAGGGGUAGGCGGUCUUCUAAUCUUUGUUUUGAGCAAGUCUAUUUUGUUCAUAAUUGUACUGAUGGUAACUUGUUUUUAGACAUAUUCUGAAUAAAUUGACCCUCAAAGUUGUUUUCCUCCCUUUCA